This is a messenger RNA of Boeremia exigua, 417 nucleotides long. RefSeq lists its product as uncharacterized. The record is from RefSeq and is a predicted model, not a curated record. Bases 1 to 417 code for a protein of 138 amino acids. The transcript has 2 exons. Lineage: Eukaryota; Fungi; Ascomycota; Dothideomycetes; Pleosporales; Didymellaceae.
AUGCACUUCUCCACCGCCCUCCUCCUCGCACUCACAGCUAGCGCCUCCGCCGCCGUGCUCCCCCGCUCCCAACUUGGCUCCUGGGAAUUCAGCCUCUACAGAUCCGCGUACGCCAGCGGCUACCAGUCCACCAUCGCCACCGCCGUGUACACAUCUGAGUCGUACCCCGAAGGCCUGCGAAAGGAGUGCACGCACAUUCUUAAUCCUUUCGCUGAGCCAAUCCAGACGGAUAAGUGCGAUGAGGGGUUUUCGUACAGUUAUGAUGGACAAACUGUUUCGUUGAGCCAGGUUGUGCAGAAGCCUAGUGCGAAUACGACGGUUUUUGGGAAUGCACCGUUGGAGCUUAAGGUUGCUGAUUCUGUGGGCCGGUCGUGGAAGGGGGAGGCUACGGUUGAGGUUUCUUCUGCUACUGCCUGA